AUGUUAGCUCUGGGGCUCUGGUCUGCGCUGCUGGUCUUCGCCCAGGCCGCCGAGGCUGAGUGCGCAUGGUGGAGCUGGUGUAGCAAGCCAAGCGCUCACAGAGCCUUCGAGGCGGAGUCCUUCUCUGGUGGAGUUUCCUUACUUCAGGUUGGACCAGCUGAGGUGGUCCGAGCUCAGAAGUCAGCAGAUGCAGUUCCUUCGCGACGUCCGAGUAGCCCUUCAAAGGAUGCGGCCAGCAGCAAUGCGCUCGUGCAGUUCUACCGGGAACAUGUUGAAGAUCAAGAAGUAACUCCUGGUGAAGUCUCAGGUGUGAUCAUGCUGCUUGGGGUCGUCAUUGCUUGCUUAUGCUGGGCUCCCCCGAUUUCGUCGCCUGCGGUGAACAAGGAAGCAGUGCCUGACAUCCUUCCACCAGUCACGGACAAGGCUCCUCGUCGACCAUCUAAUCCUCCAGGAGAGCCCACCUGCUGUUGCGGAAUCUCAAGCUGGAUGUCAAGGCGUGCACAAGCCCGAGAGAAGCCACAGGAACCAGUUACUGCACUGCUUGCCCCGUGA
Messenger RNA from Symbiodinium sp. CCMP2592, 552 nucleotides. The record is from the annotation of a GenBank genome assembly. NCBI's taxonomy places the organism in Eukaryota, Dinophyceae, Suessiales, Symbiodiniaceae.